AUAUGAUCCCCUAUAAAACUAAUAGUAAAAGAUUACUACUAGGCAUAAAUAAUCUUUUGAGUAUGAACCAUACAUUAAAUAAAAGCUAAGUAUAUUAUUUUCAAGGCUAUUAAUAGCACAAAACCAUAAUAGUUUUCAGUUUCACGAUCAGUAUCGUCUUAGCCACUCCUCUGAAGCUCUGUUUCCAUUCAAGAUAAUUUCACAAUGGACAGCCGAUGCGUUGCUGAAGUUUCCGCAAAAGACUUUUUGAAAAGAAGAACCCAAUUGAAUUGUUUCAAGCUCAUACGAGAUGAGUACUACAGCAUUGUGACUCGGCCGAUCGAUAGAACAAUCACCAGCUUCAUGAAGCCCGAGAAUGAACCAAAAAACCGAUACUUGGACAUUCCGUGCUGGGAGCAUUCACGCGUCGUGCUAGAUACUAAAGGAAGAUCGGAUUACAUCCACGCGAAUUGGAUCGAUGGCUUUGAAGAGCCGAAGAAGUUCAUCGCCACUCAAGAUCCCUUGGCGAACACCACUGCAGACUUCUGGAGGCUCGUGUGGCAGCAGAAUUGUUAUGUGAUCGUGAUGUUAACUCCAACUAAAGUUAGCAGUGGAGAAAAAUGUUAUCAGUAUUGGUGCCCCAGAGAAAAUGGGUCACUGGACAUGGACGAAUUCCGCAUCAAAACUCUUAAAGUCACAGCUCGGGCUGAUUACGUCCGGACACUGAUCGAAAUCACGAAUAAAUCCUUGAAGACAUCGAGGAAACUAAGUCACUUUCAGUGCAGGAAUUGGUUUGAAUACAACACUUCCUCCGACUUGCAGUGGUUUGUGCAGUUCAUCAACAUGAUCGAUAGAGUACGUCGAGUCUACAUGGGCCUAUUUGAACCAAAGGAUGCGUUGCUCUGCCCGGUGGUGGUACACUGCAGCGCUGGCAUCGGCAGAACUGGAACCUUCUGCGCAGUGGACAUCUGCUUGAACCAACUCGUGAAAACCGCCAAAAUUUGUGUACCCAAAGUGGUUUUUAAUGUACGCGAGCACCGUUAUGCUGGUGUUAUGAGUUUCAAGCAGUACUCGUUCAUUUAUGAAGUGCUACAUUACUUUUUAAGUGUGCAAAAAAAUGUUGAUAAGCCAUCCUUUAUCGGGUAACUGAAUGGUGGUUAACAAAAUUAUUUUUCGUGUCAACCAAAAAUUCCUUUUCUACUCUCCUCUUUAACACUUGUCGAUAAAUGACAAAUUCAGCAUGUGGCUUUCAAUCACACUUACUUAUUACCUUAUUAAUGUUUCACAUGGUUCUAAAAGUGGUUCAAUGUUUAAGAUAUCCU
Cotesia glomerata is the source of this 1301-nucleotide messenger RNA. Its product is annotated as tyrosine-protein phosphatase non-receptor type 9-like. Gene Ontology annotation, biological process: protein dephosphorylation. The coding region runs from base 205 to 1125 and encodes 306 amino acids. The transcript has a single exon. Gene Ontology annotation, molecular function: protein tyrosine phosphatase activity. The record is from RefSeq and is a predicted model, not a curated record. Lineage: Eukaryota; Metazoa; Arthropoda; Insecta; Hymenoptera; Braconidae.